AGCAGCUGUGCAGAUGUAAGAGCUGUCAGGUUUCAUUUUACUUCUUGAAAGAGACAUUCUUUUUGGGGCUAUUUUGUAGUAAUUGUUUGACUCGAAGCAAGUUCUCUAGACGUACACAAAAAUGCAUUCGCUUAUGAUUUUGGGAAUUUUUUCCAUACUUAGUGGUGCAUCGGGAGUUCCGGUCCCUCAGACAGCAAAUGACAAACCUUACCAAGAAAUGAAGCGAUGUGAUGUUGGUAUUGUUGGAGGUGGAAUCUCAGGACUUUACAUGGCUUUCGAAAUAUUAACAGAAGACAAAGAUGCGAAAGUUUGUAUUUUUGAGAAAGAUGAUGAGGUUGGAGGAAGGAUUCGUGAUCACCGUUUUGAAGAAGCUCCAGAUAUCGACGUUGGACUUGGUGCUUGGAGAGUGGAUCAUAACCAAUUCUUAAUGAUAGACUUUCUAAACGAGCUUAACAUCACCUAYAAGGACUGGAGCUUUGUGGAACCCACCCUCUACGAAUCAAGAGAAAUAGUAUCGAACAACACAAAAGACAUCAAGAUUGCUUACCCUGCUCUAAAAAAUCAUCCUAAAUUUGCCGGUUUCACUAAGGCUGAUUUUUGGAAUUACAUUUUAAAACCAGAAAAUCUUGAUCGACUCGAUAAAUAUGCCUCGGUUUUUACGUACGCGUCGGAYUUGAUUACAUCWGAAGGRGUCAAUUACUUAUCCAACUUCCAGUUUCAUCGAGGGGACUUUGAAGAGCUAGUUGACCCAGUCAGCUACUUUGAAUUUGUAAAAGAAGAGAGUACUUUGACAGGAAAAUACUAUAGGCCUCAUGGAGGAAUGUCUGCGAUCAUAGAAACCCUGCUAAGUAAGGUCAAGUGCUUGGGUGGUCAUAUUUACCUAAACACCGAAGUUACUGCCAUUUUCAAAAGGGGAAGAUCCCGCUACAUAGUGCGAACCCCACGACUAAAUGCCAUUGUUAAAAAACUGGUCAUAGCUGUACCACCUGGACCUUUUAGGAAAGUAAGAGGAGGGGUUGCCAGGAAAAUUCAAAAAACAGCAGAGUUCGACUCCAUUCUGCCUAUUGAAGCAUUCAAGGGCGGGGCUGUCUAUAAGGAACCCUGGUGGGAAAAGGUGAAAGUCAACAAUAUGUCUAUCAAAGCCGGACAGCAAUUCAUCUCUCAGGAUAACUGCAUUGGAGCAAGCUUGGCACACAGGGGUUACGGUAAAAAUGGCGAAGGCGUGUUGCACACUAUCUACACGGACAGCCAAUGUGCCAGGAGAUGGUAUGGGAUUUCCAAAUUAAAGAAAGACUACAUUGACGAGGAAGUGCACAGAGCACUUGAGGCAAAGUACGGAUGCGAGAUUCCCAAACCGAUCAAGACGGAGUAUCAGUAUUGGGACCCUGCAUGGCACUUCCAGAAAUCAGGAACACCAUUCUCUAUGGCUGACAUCGGUGAGUGGGCAAAGAGACCGUUUAAACRAGAGAACAUUUUCGUCGUUGGAGAGUCGUAUAACCCAAGGCGAGGCUGGUGCGAAGGAGCGAUUCUAUCAUGUCGCCAUGCACUAAAAGAAGGUUGGGGAAUCGAAAGAGAUGUGGGACGCAAAGUCGUUAAGAAAGAGAUUAUCGUAGAUGAUUCUUUUGAUGUGUUGUAAACAAUGAGUUGGGUUACUGAACAAUACUUGACCAACUAUGUGCAAAUGUAAAACAAUGCAGAAUGGUGAUGGAAUAAACUUGACAUAAAACGUA
This is a messenger RNA of Exaiptasia diaphana, 1730 nucleotides long. RefSeq lists its product as uncharacterized. The coding region runs from base 122 to 1636 and encodes 504 amino acids. Gene Ontology annotation, molecular function: oxidoreductase activity. NCBI's taxonomy places the organism in Eukaryota, Metazoa, Cnidaria, Anthozoa, Actiniaria, Aiptasiidae. The record is from RefSeq and is a predicted model, not a curated record. The transcript is spliced from 7 exons.